Molecule: messenger RNA, 450 nt
Organism: Pyricularia grisea
Lineage: Eukaryota; Fungi; Ascomycota; Sordariomycetes; Magnaporthales; Pyriculariaceae
Exons: 2
Coding region: 1-450 (149 amino acids)
Source: RefSeq, a predicted model, not a curated record
AUGCCUGUCGUUUGCUCAAGUAGUCAUAUCACCGAAGCGAGCACCAGCUCGGUUAUCUCGGAUUAUCGUCGCACGAGAGACCCGUCCGUUAUCGGACCGCUCGUCGUCAGCCAAAGCCUCUACUCCCAUAGGCUGUCUCCGACCUGUACCUGCAUGGCAAACCCGUCAAUCACAACCAUCAGGGGUGGCACCGCCGUCCCUAUGCAGGCAUGCCGGAAGGCGCCGAACCCAGCACUGCUCGACAUGAGUCCCGAGACCGAGACGUCAACCACAGGCCCGGAAAGCAGGACACCAAGCAGUUCAGAUGUAGACCUCGACGGCGGUGUCAGGACGGGGGUCGCCGUUGGUAUUAUUGUGUUUGUCGUCGUGCUGGUUAUUCUAGGCUUGGUGACGACUGGGAAGCGGUGGAAGGGUAAGGAGGUGCAGAGAGGUGGAGAGCUGCCGCUUUGA